This is a messenger RNA of Ooceraea biroi (clonal raider ant), 7243 nucleotides long. RefSeq names its product bromodomain-containing protein DDB_G0270170. NCBI's taxonomy places the organism in Eukaryota, Metazoa, Arthropoda, Insecta, Hymenoptera, Formicidae. Gene Ontology annotation, molecular function: serine-type endopeptidase inhibitor activity. The record is from RefSeq and is a predicted model, not a curated record.
UUCCGCGUAAUCCAGUCCAUCCGACGACGACGUCUCACGAGAGGCGAGAGAGGCGAGUCCUUUCUCUGUCUUACCCUUCAAGAGCGUCUCCCCUCCUUAUUUCUUCUGCCUCUUGUUCCGCUGCGCUCGUCCCAGCGAAGGAUCCUACCUUGCAGUACGUGUUUAUCCAGGGUAUAAGACGGCAGAAGCGGCCAAGUGGCGUAGGAAGAGAAGCGAGUGUCAAGCGGCGAUCGCGAGCGAGCGGACGGGAGGGAACACGAGAAAAGCCCUUGCAGCCGAAGAAAAGGGAAGAGUUCGCGGAACGCGCUCCGUAAUCUUCGCCGAGGCUCGGAGGUCGCUACACCGGCGAGUCUGACAGCAAGGUCGACCGCAAAAUAGUUUCAACUGCUAAACGUCCUUGAUCCCUUAACGAAGAAGGGAAGAAGGAGGGAGAGAGAGACGCGGCCGGACGCAAGAGAAGAUUAACUGAAGGGGGAAAAGGGAUAGACCUGCGGCGCGUCACGCGCUGGCGAAUCGGGGAAUCGCCGGACACUCUCGUCGCACGUCCGAUAUAUUUCUCUUUUUCGAAGCUCAUUACGAGCAGCCGAUAAAAGAUCGUAUCGUGAUACACUGGUGAUAUCGAGUUCCCGUGCGCACCAUCGCCGUCGCCGAGUUUUGCCGGAUAUUGACCGAGACCGCUUCUCUUCUCGGCAGGAUUAAAUGAUAUUUUCAAGAGGUCUGCCUUCGUUUCCAAAGUAAAAUCGCAAAUUAUCAUGUGGCUGCAACGAUUACGCUGGCUGCUGCCAGCAUUAAUCGUGUCUUGGCUGAAUCUGCAGCUAGGUGCGGCUUUACCGGCUCACGACGAGCGCUUGCACGUGUCUGCGUUUGAUCCUAGUGCAGCUACUUCGUCAAUUAUCCGCGAAGACUACAACAAACGUACGCAUCCUCCGGGUGGCAAAAACAACACGCAGCCCAGCCACAAACUGGUCCCUUCCCCAGCCGGACUUUUGCGGCCUGACAAGUUUCAGUUUUAUACUUACAACGACAAGGGUGAUAUGAUUACGCGGCAGAUGACCGUUCAGGAAAUUCAAGGUCUCAUCGCUGCAGGUGGCGCGGAUCAUAUCGCGAUGGACAGGCAAGAGCCUCAAAAAGCCGACGAUGUUCUGACAGGUGGCAAAAAGGUCAUGGAUGUAGUACAGAAGGUGCAGAAUGUAUUGAAGAGCGCACUCGACAAGCCACCGACCUUAACGGGUUCGAUACCGAAGAUUCCAGAACAUGCAAACGUCGAGUGGAGCAAUAUUCUACCUUCGAUUCUAUCCGGCGAGGCGGACGCGAUUUCCCCAAGCAGCGAAUCCGAUCAGCUGUCGCUUAAGCAUACAACGGAAAAGAUCAAAGGAAGUGGCGUCGUGUCGUCGACCGAGAGCUCGUCCAAUAUUGGUAUGACCACGGUGUCGAAAAAUCCGACGAGGAAGCCGGUGAUGCCGGAUAUUCAAACAAACGCGUAUGCUGGUUUCACUAAUAAUCUGCAGAAACCUCACCACAGUCAUCAUGCGCAGCAAACAGCCGGCGCUAUCUCGGAGAAACCGAUGAUUCCGGUCCCAGUAAUCACUUUGACGGAACAGAAGUUGUCCACGUUGCAGUCCACUGUUACCGAAAGUCCCGUUUUCCAAAUGCUCAGUGUGAUCCCAGUCGAAGCUACCGAAAGUGCUCAUAAGAAGGGUCAGACCGAAUCGUCCGCGGUUGCUCCAAGUGCCGCCACUGUCCGAGUACCUCCUCAGACCGCAGGGUCUGGACAAGGCGAACAGUUCGUGGAACUAACUCUAUCGAAAGUACCUGAAAGUACAACGGUUUCGCAAUUGAGUAGCACGAAACAGACGAUCGCGAAUCUCAAUAACAAAAUAGGCCAAGUCUCGACGAUCUAUUACUCGAUGACGCCGGGUACGUCCGCGGAGUCUUCCACUGCUGCUGGAAAGGAGACUGUAACGCACAAUGAGCCCAGCGAGGUGACAAACAUUGCUGACAAGACGUCUUCUUCGAACGCAACUUACGUUCUUAUACCGAGCAAGAACAAUACGGGGCUAUCGGAAGAUGUUUCAUUAGCGCCUGACGUUACGAAAGAGUCUCAAGUGAACGGAACGCGCGAUGAUGAAGUAGUCCCGCAAACUAAUGCUACUGCCUUAGGACCACUCUCUCACGCCUCUCGAAAGCCUAUAGGAGUGACUAACAAAAUUGCGUCGUCGUCGUCCACACUCGCAUCUGCUUCGGGAAUCGAGGCCACGACCGGUUCAACUUCGUUGCUCAUGGACCGUCUCGGUGAAGAUUCUCCGAUGGUUACGAAAGAAUCGUUAAGCUCGGUUACGGCAACAUACACGGAACAUCACCUUAAUCCUCAGUCGACCGAAUCUUUGAUGCCGAUGGAACCGUUACCCACGCAAUUAAUCGAUUCAUUCUCGAGCGUAAUGAGCCAAGUUUCGGAAGUGAAACCGUCCGUAUUAUCUUUAUCGCCUACAUUGGACGGUGCGCCGCAGAUACCGAUCAUGAAUAUCAAUUACGGUCAAAGACAUAGUAAUGUAUCCGACCCGGACAAAAUCGGUACGAAUGCAAAUACAGAUUUGCAGCAGGAUCGUCUUACAUCUCACGACGCGGUCAUGGAUGAGAAUACCACAGAACGCACCGCUAGUUCACAAACUUAUGCAGCUGUUACGAAAACUACAAGAGCUCCGUUGCAGGACAUCACUACUCGAAUUAUUGACUCUCCUACUACUCAACGAUCUACCAUGGCAGCGAUGGAUAUCACGAAAUCUGGAAUCAAUAACUCUUCUGCCAACUCUCAGAUUACCGUGAUAACAUCAACAGCUUCAACGGUGGUCGAAGCGAUAAGCAACAAAGUAACGGGCAGUAAUGCAGUCACGACAUCAGCUGGAUUAAAUACUUCGCCCGAUACUUCGCAAUCAACAACGCAUCCGUCGGUUCCACUUGAGAAGACUCAGAACGCUUCGCUGGAAAAAGAUCACACCAAAACUGCCGCUGAUGCAGCUUUGGAGAAACAUGUUACCGAUAAGAUCACAUCCGUGAAAGUUCCUGUUACUUUUACGAUACUUGACGUAAAUAAAACUCAGUCGACCACUGCAUCGAGCGAUGCAAGUGAAUCCUCGAGUAAUACGUUGACUAACGGAUAUUUGGAUAAUACUCUUACAAAUCUAAACUGGAGUAAUCCAGUAUCUGCUAUCGAUCAGGUAUUGAAUGUUGCACCAUUACCACCCAAUAUGCCUUCAAUUGAGUCGAUUGCUUUACCAAAUGACACGUCGAAGCUAGCAGCUAGUGUUUUAGCGAGCAGUCUUAUAGCCGGAUUUACGACAAGCACCUCGGAAAGAUCACCUAUCGAAGAAAUUAACAAGAAUCAAGUGACUAAGAACGCAUCAACGCAGAGUACACAUACGGUACGACCAACGAUUUCAUCGAACGUAACGAAGCUUGCGGGAUCCACCGAGAAUGUUACUCAAAUGUACGAAAAAAAUGCGGAACAUAUUGUAAAUGAAGAAUACCAGAAAAAGAAAAAUAUUACACACGUGCAAGCAUCAAUGCAGAGACCCGCCUUAACAGAUCCAGCUGGAAAUGACGCGUUAAAAUUAACAGGGACGAAAGAAUCAAAUAAUGCGUCACAGUCAACUAAACUGAAGAAUGAUAACGAGAAAAUGGGAGAUUCUACGAAAGGCUCAUUGUCUCCUACGCCGAAUAGAUUUGCAAAUGUUAGUGAUGAAAAGCAUGAUACCGCACAAAAUGUUAGCGUGGGGGCUGUUACCAUGAAUCUCGGGCAAUUGUCAACGAUGAACGAUACGCAAUCUAAUGUCAAUAAAACUCUUGAUGCAAGUUUUAAUCAAAAUAAAAAAGGAGACAAGAUAAAGACUACAGAAGCACCUAUUAGAACAGAUGUAAGUCCCCAGUCACCAGUUAAAAUCGUACUAAUCGACUCGAUUAAUACAAAUGAUAGAAAUUCCGUUAACAUAUCGGGUCAUGUAAAGAAUAGUUCAAAAAUAGAAGCGUUAGACAAAAAUAACGGAUCCAUCAAUGUCUCGUCAGCGACGAAGGAAGUUAUCGAAGUUCACUCUGCUAACGAAUCUAAAUCCGAGCUGCAUAGCCAUAAGAAUAAUAUAACAAAGAACUCCACUGCUUCAAAUAGCCCGCUCCACGCAACAAUCUUGCCAGAUAGAAAUUCUACCAAUUCUGCGUUUGCACAGAACUCCAAAAUUAAUAAUGCUGCCGUCUAUAAACAUAAAGAUAAUACGUCAAUGUCGCAUACUGCGAUCAAUAAUCAUACGGCAGUAACGUCUCGAACACCCGUGCAAAAUAACGAGGAUGAUAAUGAGAGUACUUCAUCUUCUUCUUUGUCUAUGCAAAAAGACAGUCCUGUUCAUAAAGACGUAAAUAAAUUAAACAAUACAAGUGGAAACAAGGAGCAGUUAUCCCGACCGAUUUUCGUUAAUGGCACAAAUAAUUUGAGUUCUGCCAAUAAUACGUCAAAUCAGAAUAAUAAAGAUACUCUUUUGCAGCAGACUAUACCGAUGAAUAAUGCGAGCAUUUUUGAAUCAUCAGCGAAGAAUACAUCAGCGCAGACUCACAGUCAGUUGAAUAAUACGGAGAGCAAACCUGCGUCUCUGAAACAUUCGGAGACUUCUCCGAAGCCGGAGGUAAUACGUCUACAACUAUCAACACUGCCACCGACUAUUCCGAUCCGUCAGACACCGAAACCUACGAUAACCCAUAAGCCUCUGGAGAAGUCUGACGCUUCAAAGACUGAUACUGUCAAAGACUCAAACGUGGAGAAUAAAUGGACGCUCAUAUCGCAACAAGUUCCUCCAGGUCCCAUGACAAAAGUUCCGAAGCCACCGAAAAUACCGAAGCCAACAAGGAAACCAGUUAGUUCCGGUCAGACACCAUCAUCGAACGUGGACGAAAAUAAUAACGUACGUUCUCCAGGAGCUGAAACGGCGACGCAUCAACAGGAUGAGUCUUCGGCGCAGUCCAUAUUGCCGCUGGGUGCGUCCCAGAGUGCGAAUGGUUUGGAUAUCAGCACAAGAUACACGAGCGCCGAUAUCGUAAACUUCGCUAAGCUAUGUAACGAGUUGGCUUUGAAUUUCUGGGUGGCCACUAACAAGGGCCUGAGCACUGCACGAUCGCUGGCCCUGUCGCCGUUCGGGAUGACCAGUUUGCUGGCGAUGAUCUUCUUGGGUGCUCGUGGACCGACGUCCGAUCAAAUGAACGAAGUACUCAGGCUGGACGACGUGGCCACGUUUAAUCCGCAUUUAGUGUUCCAGAAUAUAACCGACACGGUGAGUUUAGCCAGGGGUCAGGGCAUCGCGAACGCCGCCUUCGUCCGUGAGCUGUUCGCUGACAAAAUGAAAGUCAGGAAGCUCAUGCCUUUCUACAAGGAACAGGCCCAGCAAUUUUAUGAGGGCCUCGUGACCGAAGUGAAUUUUGCCACCAUCAGCGAUCUCGUUCGCAGAAGGACGAAUCUAUUGAUCAGGAAGCAGACUGGCGGCAGGAUAAAGGACUUUGUCAAGACGAAUACGGUGCCGUUAAGGUCACCGUUAGCGGCGCUUUCCGCCAACGUAUUUCAGACCGAUUGCAACAGCACACUGACCAGCUCUAUUGGUAGAGACGGUGAAUUGUACUUUGCGGUCUCACCAGCUGUUAGGCAGAGGAAACUCGUUCCCGUUCCAGCUACUACCUGGCGAUCGGGUGUACUAGCUGGCUAUGAACCCAGCAUCGACGCUACUGCGGUGGCUCUCGGAGGAAGCGAUAAAUUAGUUUCGACGAUAUUUGUAUUGCCAGGCCAGCAGGGUCAUACCGCACCAGGCGACACGCUGGAUCGUCUCGAGCAGCGUCUCGUCAGAAACGCAUUCCGCGACGGAGCCUGGAACAAGCUUCUUAAGGUUUUGAUACCAAGAAGCGGUUUGGAGUUGCAAGUUCCUAAAUUCAGUCAUAGAUCCGUUGUUAACGCCACUGCUGCCUUGAAGAGAAUGGGUCUUGACGAGCUCUUCUCAGGCAACGCCGACUUCAAAGGUAUCAAUGGCGUGGGUCACCGUCUUCAUUUGGCUGAUGUAUUGCAGAUGAACUUGUUCAGUACCUGCGGCGAUGAGAAUAUCCUUGGCGGUCGACAUCACGUGGAAACGUAUCCCGCAAGUCCGUUAAGGAGAAACGUCAGGCGACAAAUGGAAAAUACGGACAACUUCGCUGAAGACGAUACGUCGAAGCAUAGUGGGGUAUCGCCACAAGAGGACUACAUAAAUUCAUUCUACGCGGAUCAGUUGCACACGGCUCGUGGAGAGAUUGAAUUCUACAGGGAAUCAAGGCAGCUUCCUAGAGCAUCACUGGAGAGACCGAGAUUGAAACUCGAUAGACCCUUUUUAUAUUUCGUUCGACACAAUCCUUCCGGUAUAAUAUUACACAUGGGCCGUUUUAAUCCCCGAUUAUUGCCCUAAACGAAGGCUCGACAAUUCUUCAUUGAUUGCCAUUAAUUCGAUCCUGUUUUCCUUUUAUUCGCCUUAUACACUGUUUCAUAUCUCGGGAAAACAGCCGACUCUUGAUGCAUUGCUCAAACGACUUUCCUCCUAUUCGGCGUCACAAUGCAGUGUCGCACACGACUCACUGUAUUCGAACAGUGGAAAUAGGAUAUUUUAUGCUCUUGCAUGUUCUAGAAAAUUUGUAAACAAUUUCGCUUAGAGUUACUUAUGUAUUAACUUUAUCUGUCUUCGCUCAGAGCGGAGUAAUUAGCGCGAUAUCUUGCACCGAUAUCGUUUGCCCCAUGCUAAUAUAUGUAAAACAAACUCAAUGAAACACACCUCGACAUGGAUCGUAUUACUUUAUGAGGGAUAUUUAGGGAGUGGUUAAACGCAUUUCAUUAUUUUUAAAUAACAGACUGAGGAACGAAAGAAAGGAAGAUGACACGAAAAAGAAAGAUCUUAAUCGCGGUCCAAAUGGUCAUUAUUUUCCUUUGCGAAUGACGAUUAAUGCGAUCAUUAAACACAAGCUUUCAUCGAGUGUCAAUAAUCUAUUUGGACCCUGAUUGACAUUGCGCAUUCAUUUAAUACAAUUAAUGAUUGUGAUACGAAGGAGCGUUAAAUUUUUGUACAUUUUGUAGAAUUAAUCUGCUAGAAUACGCGUUUAUUCCACAUAUUAUGUAUCAAGAAUCGUUGAAUUUGUAAUUUCUUCACGGUCAAAUGUCGAUUGGACUACGCGUUGAAUAAACAUGUCAUUCUCGUUC